This is a messenger RNA of Oppia nitens, 1621 nucleotides long. RefSeq names its product D-2-hydroxyglutarate dehydrogenase, mitochondrial-like (gene D2hgdh). Lineage: Eukaryota; Metazoa; Arthropoda; Arachnida; Sarcoptiformes; Oppiidae. The record is from RefSeq and is a predicted model, not a curated record. The transcript has 4 exons. Gene Ontology annotation, molecular function: FAD binding; catalytic activity. The coding region runs from base 105 to 1568 and encodes 487 amino acids. Gene Ontology annotation, cellular component: mitochondrion.
AUGUCUUUAUAAACUGUAAUACUGUAUAAUAAUCUCAACAUUCAGUUAGAAAUUAUUAACAAUAGCUCUAACAAUAAGAGAGAGAGAGAGAGACUAACUGUAACAUGUGGUCGGCUAUAACCGCAAAAUACGGCCGACAAUGGACUUCAACAGUCGUCAAAAGAUACCGAAGUCUAACCGCUUACGAUAUCAGCCGAAUGCGCGACCUGUUGGGCGAUACAAACGUCAAGACCGAUGACUUGGACUCGUUCAACACGGAUUGGUUGCACACACACAAAGGUCGGUCACAGUUAGUGUUAGAGCCCAAUACUACCCGACAAGUGUCGCAAGUAAUGGCUUAUUUGAACGACCAGUCGUUGCCGUGUGUAAUACAAUCGGGAAACACGUCGCUAGUGGCCGGCAGUGUACCGUUUGAUGACGAGAUUAUCAUUUCGAUGGCCAAAAUGCGUCAAAUAAUAUCGUUUGACGAAACAUCCGGAAUAUUGGUUACCGAAUCGGGUGUCGUUUUGCAAACACUCGAAGACUAUGUCAACGAAAGAGGUUAUAUAAUGCCAUACGAUUUGGGAGCUAAAGGUUCGUGUCUUAUUGGCGGCAAUCUGGCCACCAAUGCCGGUGGACUGCGUUUCAUACGGUAUGGCUCAUUGCACGGCAGCGUCUUAGGCGUGGAAGUGGUCUUACCUGACGGCCGAUUGUUGGAUCUAAUGAGUUGUAUGCGUAAAGACAACACGGGUUACGAUCUUAAACAACUGUUUAUCGGAUCAGAGGGAACUCUGGGUGUGAUAACCAAAGUUUCGAUACAAUGUCCGCUCAAACUUCGACACCAAACCGUUGCUCUCGUGGCGGUCAAUAGUUUUGACGAUUUGCUAAAAAUCUAUCACAAGAUUCGCUGCGAUUUAACCGAAUAUCUGACAACAUUCGAGAUGAUGGACGACAUAGCCAUGGAUGCGGUCGUCACUAAUCUGAAGCAAACACAUCCACUCAAUGGUAACAGUAGUCCAUUCUAUGUGAUGUUCAAACUCGCGGCCAAUGAUUGCGAACAUAUGGAGAAGCGUUUGGCUCAAGUAAUAGAACAGUUGAUGGAUAAACAAUUGAUUAGUGACGGCACUUAUGUUAGUGAUGACAAUCUUCAGCGAUUCCAGAAACUCAAGUCCUAUAGAGAACGUAUAGCCGAAGGACUUCUAGUCGACGGGUAUUCAUAUAAAUACGAUAUAUCGUUACCGUUGAAUGUCUUCUACGAAAUUGUUAAUGUCAUGAAAGAUAGACUAAAGACUACCAAAUGCUUAAGAGUUUGCGGUUACGGACAUAUAGGCGACUCAAAUCUUCAUUUAAAUAUGACAUCCAAAGUGUUUGACACCGACAUCAAGAGUCAAAUCGAACCGUUUCUCUAUGAAUACAUUGCCAAACAUAAGGGCAGUAUAUCUGCUGAACACGGAUUGGGACUAAUGAAGAACCGGUAUCUGAGUUAUUCAAAGCCAGCGGAGGCCAUAUCGAUGAUGAAAGAUAUUAAACGAUUGAUUGAUCCGAAAAAUAUAUUAAAUCCCAACAAAAUGUUGCCACCAAUUAACUAGUCUUACCGUUAAUUUUUAUGAUAUAUAUUUUUUUGUUGUUGAAAAACUGUGAU